AUGCCCUUGCGAAGUUCUGGCAAGUUGAACAUGGAGACCAGAAAAGAAGAUGGAGAGAGCACAGCACCUGCCCCUCCGCAGAAGAAGCUGUCUUGUCAGUGCCACCACCACUGUCCUGAGGACUCAGUCAACAGCACCUGCAGCACUGAUGGCUACUGCUUCACCAUAAUAGAAGAAGAUGAGUCCGGUGGACAUUUAGUCACCAAGGGAUGUCUUGGAUUAGAGGGCUCGGACUUCCAGUGUCGGGACACUCCUAUUCCACACCAAAGAAGAUCUAUUGAAUGUUGCACAGGCCAAGAUUACUGUAACAAACACCUUCACCCUACGCUGCCACCACUGAAAAAUAGAGACUUUGCUGAAGGAAACAUUCACCAUAAGGCCCUGCUGAUCUCAGUGACUGUUUGCAGCAUACUUCUGGUGCUUAUCAUCAUAUUCUGCUACUUCAGAUACAAACGCCAAGAGACGAGGCCCCGCUACAGCAUCGGGCUGGAGCAGGAUGAGACCUACAUUCCCCCUGGAGAGUCCCUGAAGGAUUUGAUCGAGCAGUCCCAGAGCUCAGGGAGCGGCUCCGGGCUCCCUCUCCUGGUUCAAAGGACCAUCGCAAAACAGAUUCAGAUGGUAAAGCAGAUUGGAAAAGGUCGCUAUGGAGAAGUCUGGAUGGGAAAGUGGCGUGGCGAAAAGGUAGCCGUGAAAGUGUUUUUUACCACGGAGGAGGCCAGCUGGUUCAGAGAAACAGAAAUCUACCAGACUGUCCUGAUGAGGCAUGAAAAUAUUCUUGGAUUCAUUGCUGCAGACAUUAAAGGUACAGGAUCUUGGACCCAGCUGUAUCUCAUCACCGACUACCAUGAGAACGGCUCGCUUUAUGAUUAUCUAAAAUCUACUACCUUGGACACAAAAGCCAUGUUAAAACUGGCUUACUCCUCCGUUAGUGGCUUGUGCCACCUGCACACUGAGAUCUUCAGUACUCAGGGCAAACCCGCUAUUGCCCACCGUGACCUAAAAAGUAAGAAUAUCCUGGUGAAAAAGAACGGCACCUGCUGUAUAGCAGAUUUGGGCUUGGCUGUUAAGUUUAUCAGUGAUACAAAUGAGGUAGACAUACCUCCAAAUACCCGUGUAGGAACAAAACGCUAUAUGCCUCCUGAGGUGCUGGAUGAAAGCUUGAAUAGAAAUCACUUUCAGUCGUACAUCAUGGCUGAUAUGUACAGUUUUGGACUCAUCCUUUGGGAGAUAGCAAGGAGAUGUGUUUCAGGAGGAAUAGUUGAAGAAUACCAGCUUCCGUACCAUGACCUUGUGCCCAGCGACCCCUCGUAUGAGGACAUGCGGGAGAUUGUGUGCAUCAAGAGACUACGCCCUUCAUUUCCCAACAGAUGGAGCAGUGAUGAGUGCUUACGGCAGAUGGGGAAGCUGAUGAUGGAGUGCUGGGCUCACAAUCCUGCCUCCCGGCUCACAGCCCUGCGGGUCAAGAAAACACUUGCCAAAAUGUCAGAGUCUCAGGACAUUAAACUCUGACUCGGCCAGAGGCAGUUCUUGUGAAGGCCCAUGGAAACGGACUUUCUCGUGCAGGCAGAAGUCCUGAAGAGGUAUCAAAAGUCUUCGCUAAUAAGUAUCUUGAAUGCAGUCAUGCUUAAGAGCAGCUGUAGGUUCGUUUAACAGCUUUUGAGGAGACUAUCCUUUGCAAAAAUCAGCUGAAUUUUGACAUACAAGAUUGAAAGAGGCUUGUCUGCCCUUGUUUACACGGGGAAAUACAGUUUUAGUAACUGGUUUAAGAUUAUGCAUGUUGCUUUCCAUGAAAGCCACUUAUUAUUUUAUUAUUAUUAUUAUUGUUAUUAUUAUAUUUUGACUGUUUAAAAAGAUACUGCUUUAAAUUUUAUGAAAAUAAAACUUUUGGUUAGAAGU
Messenger RNA from Haliaeetus leucocephalus (bald eagle), 1896 nucleotides. RefSeq names its product bone morphogenetic protein receptor, type IB (gene BMPR1B). Gene Ontology annotation, biological process: BMP signaling pathway; protein phosphorylation; cellular response to growth factor stimulus. The coding region runs from base 1 to 1509 and encodes 502 amino acids. Gene Ontology annotation, molecular function: SMAD binding; transforming growth factor beta receptor activity, type I; ATP binding. The transcript has 10 exons. The record is from RefSeq and is a predicted model, not a curated record. NCBI's taxonomy places the organism in Eukaryota, Metazoa, Chordata, Aves, Accipitriformes, Accipitridae. Gene Ontology annotation, cellular component: plasma membrane; signaling receptor complex.